Vidua chalybeata is the source of this 770-nucleotide messenger RNA. RefSeq names its product clarin 2 (gene CLRN2). The record is from RefSeq and is a predicted model, not a curated record. Lineage: Eukaryota; Metazoa; Chordata; Aves; Passeriformes; Viduidae. Bases 72 to 770 code for a protein of 232 amino acids. The transcript is spliced from 3 exons.
AUGACGAAAAAUGGGAAAUACGUCUAACUGCUGCAGAGAGGGCUUGGAGAUGAUCCCUUGAAAGCACUAGGAUGCCUGGCUGCUUUAAGAAGACAUUAUUUGCUUUGGCUUCUCUAAUAAGUUUUGUGUCUUUUAUCUUGAUUGUUGUUGCAAUGGGGAUCCCAAAGUGGAUGACUGGAAAGAUCCUUUGCAAAACAGGGGCUGAUUUGGUCAAUGCCACAGAUCCAGAGCUGGUCAAGUUCAUUGGAGAAAUUUAUUAUGGACUCUUUCGGGGCGGCAAAAUACGCCAAUGUGGCUUGGGCGGGCGGCGUUCCAAAUUCACAAUUUUUCCACACAUGGUGAAAAAGUUGAAUACAGGCCUGCAUGUGAUGAUCAUAAUGUUCCUCUGUGUGGCCAUUUUCUUUUCUCUGGUCAGUUUUGGAUUCUGCAUUCUUAACGCAAUAAAAGUUCCUUACCGGGCUAUUAACGGUCCAGCAGGAGCAUGCCUUUGGAACUUCCUUGCAGGUGGAUUUGUAGUACUUGCAGUCACCAGCUUCAUGGCUGCUGUGAAACUUCAUCACCUCACAGAAAGAAUUGCCAAUUUUCGGGAAAAUGUCUUUCGGUUUGUUAUCUUAGAAGAACGCUUUGAAGACUGUUUUUGGAUUUGUGUGGCAAGUGCCACAGCACAUGCAGUCAAUUUGCUCCUAAUAGCCAUUAGUGGGAUUCACUUCCCUAAAAUUAAGACUAAAACAGAAGAAGUGAAUGUUACAGCAGAAGAUAUCAUGUACUAA